Messenger RNA from Leptosomus discolor (cuckoo roller), 2101 nucleotides. It is a transcript of the gene PHF6, whose product is annotated as PHD finger protein 6. The record is from RefSeq and is a predicted model, not a curated record. Gene Ontology annotation, molecular function: histone binding; histone deacetylase binding. Gene Ontology annotation, cellular component: nucleus. Lineage: Eukaryota; Metazoa; Chordata; Aves; Leptosomiformes; Leptosomidae.
GCAUUGAGAGGAUUGAAGUGGCAUUCUAAGGUCAUUUGAAAUCAUGACAAGCUCAGUUGGACAGAAAAAAGUCUCUUCAAGACAAAGGAAGUGUGGGUUUUGUAGAUCUAAUAAAGAUAAUGAAUGUGGACAAUUAUUGAUGUCAGAAAACCAGAAGGUGGCAGCACAUCACAAAUGUAUGCUGUUCUCAUCUGCACUGGUAUCUUCACACACUGAUAAUGAGAGUCUUGGUGGGUUCUCUAUUGAGGAUAUUCAGAAAGAAAUAAAGAGAGGCACUAAACUGAUGUGUUCUUUAUGCCAUUGUCCUGGAGCAACCAUUGGCUGUGAUGUGAAAACAUGUCACAAGACAUAUCACUACUACUGUGCUUUGCAUGAUAAAGCUCAGAUAAGAGAGAAACCCUCACAAGGCAUUUACAUGAUUUUAUGUCGAAAACACAAGAAAACUACGCAUAACUCUGAAGAUUUAGAAGAAAGUAUCAAUGAACACGAGUUGGAGCCUUCGCCUCCCAAAGGAAAAAGGAGGGGUCGUAAGGGAAAGCCAAGAAAAACAAAUUUAAAAGGGCAAUCAGAAGACACUAGAUCUACGUCCUCACAUGGCACAGAUGAAAUAGAAAGCAGUUCCUAUAGAGACAGGUCUCCCCACAGAAGCAGCCCCAGUGAUACAAAACCUAAAUGUGGAUUCUGUCAUGCAGGUGAAGAAGAAAAUGAAGCUAGAGGAAAGCUUCAUAUAUUUAAUGCCAAAAAGGCUGCAGCACACUAUAAGUGCAUGUUGUUCUCUUCUGGCACUGUCCAGCUAACAACAACUUCAAGGGCAGAGUUUGGUGAUUUUGAUAUCAAAACUGUACUUCAAGAAAUCAAGAGAGGAAAAAGAAUGAAAUGCACACUUUGCAGCCAGCCUGGUGCUACUAUUGGGUGUGAAAUUAAAGCCUGCAUAAAAACAUACCAUUACCACUGUGGAGUAGAAGACAAAGCUAAAUACAUUGAGAAUAUGUCACGAGGAAUUUAUAAACUCUAUUGUAAAAACCAUAGUGGAAAUGAUGAAAGAGAUGAAGAGGAUGAAGAAAGAGAAAGCAAAAGCCGUGGCAAAUCAGGCACUGACCAUAAUGACAUUCCUCAGCAGCAGCUCAAUGGAAACUAGGUUCAAGGGACAGAGUUAUAGAACUGGGAAUGGCUAAGACAUCAUAACUACUAAUUCUUUUAAAUUGUUUUCUAAAAUCAGAAAAGGGUUAGUAACCUUUUACUACCCAACUCUGUUAGAAAUUUCAUUGAACUGCCUGAAACGUUCAUGUGUGUGAGCCUUCAGUAAGUGGCAGAUUUUUACAUGUCAAUAUUAUGUAGUUUGUAGUCUGCAGUGUCUGGAAAAAAUGAAACACUAUAUAAAUGAUAUGUAAUAUGUACAGUGUCAAAAGUUAAGGCAGACGUUGAAACGAAGUAAGAUCUAUAUUUCUGGACUGAAUAAAACCCUUAAGAUUUGGAAUGUGUAAGUUGUUUAGUGGAUUCAUGCAAUGAGAGAAGGUCUUAGCUAGUUUGCUUAACAACAUGGACAAGUUCGUGGUGGCAACAAGCUGGUACUUUGUGAAUUUUGCAUUUUCUUCAUACACAAGUUACGGAGGCUAUACAUGGGAAAGCCGCUCUCUGUUUUUGCUUGCAAAGCACACGGUAGAAAAGGACUCAGUGUACACCGAAGCACGCUUGAACAUUUCAGGUUGUUCCUGUUGUGAUUGCUCAUUCCGCCUAGCAUUGUUUGCAGGAGAUUUACUUGAGCAGCUGUUGGUUCUGAGCUGUGAGCUUUAGAACUCAUGCCAAAGGGCUGUAGUUCAUUCUUUCCCCAACAACCCACCUCUUUCUGUGUCCCUGAUCUACAAAGAACACUUCACUAAGUGUGAUUGAAACCUUAUUAUACAAAUGUUUGGACUUCGCAGCCCAAUCUCUUUUUACUUCAGAGAGUUACAACUCUUAACUCACUAUGGAAUUUAGCCACCAUAUCUGACGUCCAUACCUCAAGUGUUCUGUGUUGUGUGGAACACUUCAUGUUUUGUCCAGAAUAUGCAUAAAGGUCCCAUAUUCUGUAAGAAGAAUGAGGAAACAACCUUUUUUGCUA